Ricinus communis (castor bean) is the source of this 7103-nucleotide messenger RNA. RefSeq names its product protein CELLULOSE SYNTHASE INTERACTIVE 3-like. Gene Ontology annotation, biological process: regulation of cellulose biosynthetic process; anisotropic cell growth. Gene Ontology annotation, molecular function: microtubule binding. The record is from RefSeq and is a predicted model, not a curated record. Lineage: Eukaryota; Viridiplantae; Streptophyta; Magnoliopsida; Malpighiales; Euphorbiaceae. Gene Ontology annotation, cellular component: cellulose synthase complex.
CACGCAGAGAAAGAAAGAAAGAGAAACGAAAAAGAUUCAGAAAGACACUCACUCUUUCUCUCUCUACUUUCUCUCUCAUCUCUACGUUUCUCUGCGUCUCUUCCCUCUACUAACGCCUUUACAGCUUUUACGUUUUGAGCUUUUGCUAAGAGGAGAAAGCUUCAAGUCUUGCAUUGCUCUCUGUGAUUAUUUAAUUAGUGGAGCAAAGUUUGAAUUUUUGUGAUGGAAAUAUAAUCUUUUGUUUCUUAAUUGGGUUAUGAGUUGGUGUAGAAGACAGGAUUUUGCCUAAGUAGAAGGAGGGAGCUCUCUGGCACUUGCAUUGUUUGGCUAGAUGUCAAAGUCUCCCUCCUUUCAUGCGCGAGAGAAAUCCUCAUCUACUUCUCCAUCCAGGGGAUCAAAUGGGACGCCAGAAAAGGAUGAUCCAGAGAAUACAGUGGCUACGGUUGCUCGCUUUGUUGAGAAGCUACAUGCCAAAAUCUCUUCACCGCAUGAGAAAGAACUUAUUACGGCACGUCUACAGAGUCUGGCUAAAGCAAACAAAGAGGCAAGGACAGUCAUUGGUUCUCAUGUACAGGCAAUGCCAUUGUUCAUAUCCAUUCUCAGGAGUGGCACUCCUGGGGCAAAAGUUUAUGUUGCUGGAAUUCUAAGUGUUCUAUGCAAAGAAGAUGACCUACGACUGAAGGUACUUCUUGGUGGUUGCAUCCCGCCUCUACUCUCACUUUUGAAGUCUGAAGCAAUUGAUGCAAGGAAGGCAGCAGCUGAAGCAAUAUAUGAAGUUUCUUCUGGGGGCCUUUCAGAUGACCAUGUUGGUAUAAAAAUAUUUGUUACAGAAGGUGUAGUACCAACCUUAUGGGAUCAACUCAAUCCACAGAAUAAUCAGGACAAAGUGGUAGAGGGAUUCGUUACUGGGGCAUUGAGAAACCUUUGUGGUGACAAAGAUGAUUAUUGGAGAGCAACACUUGAGGCUGGCGGAGUAGAUAUCAUUGUGGGACUUCUGUCAUCUGAUAAUGCAGCUGCGCAGUCCAAUGCAGCUUCUCUCUUGGCCCGACUAAUGCUGGCUUUCAGUGAUAGUAUUCCCAAAGUGAUUGAUUCUGGAGCCAUUAAAGCUUUGCUUCAGCUUGUGGGUCAGAACAAUGAUAUUUCAGUCCGUGCUAGUGCCGCUGAUGCUUUGGAGAUCCUUUCUUCGAGGUCAAUAAAGGCUAAGAAAGCAGUUGUAGAUGCUAAUGGUGUUCAUGUGCUCAUUGGGGCUGUAGUGUCUCCUUCUAAAGAGUGCAUGCAAGGGGAAUCUGCCCAGGCUCUGCAGGGCCAUUCAACACGAGCUUUAGCAAAUAUCUGCGGUGGGAUGUCUGCUUUGAUACUGUAUCUUGGAGAACUAUCGCACUCCCCUCGCCUGGCUGAACCAAUUGCUGAUAUAAUUGGAGCACUUGCCUAUGCUUUGAUGGUCUUUGAACAAGAUCGUGGCAUUGACGAGGAAAACUUUGAUGCAACAAAUAUUGAAAACAUAUUGGUAAAGCUUUUGAAACCUCGUGAUACUAAGCUGAUCCAGGAGCGCAUCCUUGAGGCUAUGGCAAGUCUGUAUGGCAAUGUCCACCUCUCAAGAUCCCUUAAUCAUGCAGAAGCAAAGAAGGUUCUCAUCGGACUUAUAACUAUGGCUGUUGCGGAUGCAAAAGAGUCUCUGAUAAUUUAUUUAACCAACUUAUGCCGUGAUGGGGUAGGCAUCUGGGAAGCCAUUGGCAAGAGAGAAGGAAUUCAGUUGCUCAUAUCAUUAUUGGGUUUGUCCAGCGAGCAGCAUCAAGAGUAUGCUGUUCAGUUGCUAGCUAUUUUGACUGACCAAGUUGACGACAGCAAGUGGGCUAUCACUGCUGCUGGUGGGAUUCCUCCGUUGGUACAAUUAUUAGAGACAGGAUCUCAGAGGGCAAGGGAGGAUGCAGCACAUGUUCUUUGGAACUUGUGUUGUCACAGUGAAGAUAUCCGGGCCUGUGUUGAGAGUGCAGGAGCUGUGCCAGCACUUUUAUGGCUUCUAAGAAGUGGUGAACUGAAAGGUCAAGAGGCCUCGGUCAAGGCACUUAAAACGCUUGUCCGAACAGCUGAUUCUGCCACCAUCAAUCAGCUGUUAGCUCUGCUCCUUGGGGACUCUUCUGGCUCAAAGGCCUACAUAAUAAGAGUUCUAGGCCAUGUACUUACAAUGACACCACUCAAGGAUCUUGUGCACAGGGGAUCUGCUGCAAAUAAAGCAUUGAAAUCUCUUAUCCAGGUUCUCAACUCCUCAAAUGAGGAAACUCAAGAGUAUGCAGCUUCUAUUCUUGCUGAUCUAUUCAGCACAAGACAGGAUAUUUGUGAUAGUCUUGCAACUGAUGAAAUUCUUCAUCCUUGCAUGAAGCUUUUGACAGGUAAUAAUACUCAAGUUGUCGCGACGCAGUUGGCUCGAGCAUUGAGUGCUUUGUCUCGCUCAACCAAGACAAAAACUACCAACAAGAUGCCCUAUAUUGCAGAAGGGGAUGUCAAACCUUUAAUUAAGUUAGCUAAGACUUCUUCCAUCGAUGCUGCUGAAACUGCAGUUGCCGCACUGGCUAAUAUUCUCUCUGAUCCCCAGAUUGCUGCUGAAGCUCUGGCUGAAGAUGUUGUUACAGCAUUGACAAGAGUCCUUGGGGAAGGAACUUCAGAAGGUAAGAAGAACGCCUCACGUGCCCUUCAUCAAUUAUUGAAGCAUUUCCCAGUGGGUGAUGUACUUAAGGGAAAUGCUCAGUGUCGUUUUACUGUUCUUGCAAUUCUUGAUUCCUUGAAUGCCAUGGACAUGCAUGGCAUUGAUACUGUUGAUGCUUUAGAAGUAGUUGCACUCUUGGCCAGGACAAAACAGGGUGCUAGUGUCGCUUACCCCCCAUGGGCUGCCCUUGCUGAAGUACCCUCUAGCUUAGAGUCUUUAGUAUACUGCCUGGCUGAGGGGGCCCCUCUGCUGCAAGAUAAGGCAAUAGAGAUCCUAUCUCGGCUUUGCGGGGAACAACCGGCUGUCUUAGGUGAUCUGUUAAUUGCAAGAGCAAGAUCUAUUGGUUCUCUUGCUAAUAGAAUUAUGAACUCAUCCACUUUAGAAGUGAGGAUUGGAGGGACUGCAUUGUUGAUAUGUGCUGCAAAAGAACACAAACAGCAGUCUAUGGAAGCACUUGAUUUAUCAGGAUAUUUGAAGCCUCUCAUAUAUGCGUUAGUUGAUAUGAUAAAGCAGAAUUCUGGCUCUUUGUCUUUAGAAAUCGAAGUCAGAGCUCCAAGAGGGUUUUUGAAAAGACCAUCUUUCGAGGAAGGCGAUGAGUUUGAUGUUCUUGAUCCAGCCACCCUUUUAGGAGGUACUAUUGCCCUAUGGUUGCUAUCAAUAAUUUCUUCUUUUCAUGCUAAGCACAAGCUCAUCGUAAUGGAAGCGGGUGGACUUGAGGCUUUCUCGAGCAAGCUUUCAAGUUAUACAUCUAAUACACAGGCAGACUACGAGGAUACAGAAGGUAUAUGGAUCAGUGCCUUGUUCCUGGCUAUCUUAUUCCAAGAUGCAACUAUUGUUCUGUCUCCUACAACAAUGAGGAUUAUACCAUCACUUGCUCAUUUGCUAAGAUCUGAUGAAAUGAUUGACAGAUUUUUUGCUGCCCAAGCAAUGGCCAGCCUUGUUUGUAAUGGAAGCAAGGGAAUAAUUCUCACAAUCGCAAAUUCAGGUGCUGUUGCUGGGUUGAUAACACUAAUUGGUUACAUGGAAUCAGAUAUUCCAAAUCUUGUUGCAUUAUCAGAAGAGUUUUGUCUCCCAAGAAAUCCUGGUCAAAUUAUUCUAGAGCACCUUUUUGAAAUUGAAGAUGUAAGGGCUGGCUCCACUGCACGCAAAUCUAUUCCUUUGCUGGUGGAUCUCUUGAGACCUAUCCCAGAUAGGCCAGAUGCCCCUCCAAUUGCUGUUCAACUCUUAACUCGUAUUGCAAACGGUAGCGACACAAAUAAGCUAAUCAUGGCUGAAGCUGGAGCUCUGGAUGCUUUAACGAAAUAUUUGUCCUUGAGUCCUAAAGACUCCACAGAGGCAUCUAUUUCUGAGCUAUUUAGAAUCCUGUUCAGUAAUUCUGAAAUCAUUAGAUAUGAUGCGUGCCUUAGUUCCUUGAAUCAACUCAUAGCGGUUCUUCAUCUGGGGUCAAGAGAUGCUAGAUUAAGUGCUGCAAGGGCUCUUCGUGAGCUUUUUAAGGCCGACCACAUCAGAGACUCUGAAUUAGCCUGGCAGGCUUUUCCGCCAUUAAUUGACAUGCUUAAUGCUAUAUCAGAGAGUGAGCAAGAGGCUGCUCUUGUUGCCUUGAUCAAACUGACUUCAGAAAAUGCUUUAAAGGCAGCCUUAUUCACUGAAUUGGAAGGUGAUCCACUUGAAACAUUAUACAAAAUAUUAUCUUCUGCAUCUUCGUUGGAUUUGAAGAGAGAUGCUGCACAGCUUUGCUUUAUUUUGUUUACUAAUGCUAAAUUCAGAGCAAAUCCAAUUGCCUUGGGGUGCAUGCAGCCUCUCAUAUCUCUUAUGCAGUCUAAUACAAGUUCAGUUGUGGAGGCUGGUGUUUGUGCUUUUGAGAGAUUGUUAGAUGAUGAACAGCUGGCAGAGCAUGCAGCAGGUUAUGAUAUUCUUGUGGAUCUUCUCGUUGGAUUGGUUUGUGGGACAAAUUAUCGACUUAUUGAAGGUAGCAUCAGUGCUCUAAUAAAGUUGGGGAAAGACCGGGCCCAGCGGAAAUUGGAAAUGGUCAAAGCCGGUGUUAUAGAUAGAUGUCUUCUACUACUCCCUGUUGCCCCCAGUUCAUUAUGCUCUGCAAUUGCAGAAUUGUUCCGCAUUUUGACAAAUAGUGGCGCAAUUGCUAGAAGUUCAGAUGCUGCGAACAUAGUAGAACCACUUUUUAUGGUUUUGCUACGUCCAGAUUUUGGUUUGUGGGGACAGCAUAGUGCACUACAAGCACUUGUGAAUAUUCUGGAGAAGCCACAGAGCCUUCUAACAUUGAAACUUACUCCCAGCCAGGUGAUCGAGCCAUUAAUUACUUUUCUGGAAUCUCCAUCUCAAGCUAUUCAGCAGCUUGGCACAGAGUUACUAUCUCAUCUUCUUGCUCAGGAACAUUUUCAACAAGAUAUUACUACAAAAAAUGCAGUCAUGCCUCUUGUGCGGCUUGCAGGAAUCGGUAUAUUGAACCUUCAGCAAACAGCAAUAAAGGCACUGGAAAAGAUUUCUACAAGCUGGCCAAAGGUGGUUGCUGAUGCUGGAGGUAUUUUUGAGCUUGCGAAAGUUAUUAUUCAAGAUGAUCCUCAGCCACCUCUUGAGCUAUGGGAGACUGCUGCUUUGGUUUUAUCAAAUGUCCUGCGCUUCAACACAGAGUACUAUUUUAAGGUUCCUCUGGUGGUCCUUGUGAAAAUGUUGCACUCUGCACUUGAUAGCACUACUAGAUUGGCUCUUAAAGCUUUAAUUGUUCAUGAAGCGACUGACGCUUCAAGUGCAGAGCAAAUGGCUGAAGCUGGUGCUGUGGAUGCUUUAUUGGACCUGCUAAGAUCUCAUCAAUGUGAAGAGCUAUCGGGAAGAUUACUUGAAGCUUUGUUUAAUCAUGUUAGAGUGCGAGAGAUGAAGGUUUCGAAAUAUGCUAUUGCGCCUUUAUCACAGUAUUUGUUAGACCCACAAACUGGAUCAGAAACCUGCAGACUACUUGCUGCGCUAGCAAUUGGAGAUCUCUCUCAGCAGGAAGGGCUUGCUAGGGCCAGUGAUUCUGUUUCUGCAUGUCGGGCCCUGGUAAGCUUGCUUGAAGAUCAGCCAUCUGAAGAAAUGACAAUGGUGGCAGUUUGUGCAUUGCAGAAUUUUGUCAUGCACAGUCGGACUAACAGGAGAGCUGUUGCGGAAGCUGGUGGCAUUUUAAUUGUUCAGGAACUUCUACUGUCUCCUAGUGCUGAUGUUGCUGGGCAAGCAGCCAUGCUGAUCAGAUUCCUAUUUUCUAACCACACACUCCAAGAAUACGUGUCAAAUGAGCUCAUCAGAUCUUUGACAGCUGCGCUCGAGAGAGAAUUAUGGUCCACAGCAACCAUCAAUAUACAGGUUUUGAGAACCUUGAAUGUCAUAUUUACCAACUUUCCAAAGCUCCAUGUUUCUGAAGCAGCUACCCUGUGUAUUCCCUGCUUAAUAAAUGCACUCAAGUCAGGUAGUGAGGCUGCUCAGGAGUCUGUAUUGGACACGCUAUGCUUGUUAAAACAAUCAUGGUCUGCCAUGUCAAUAGAGAUUGCAAAAUCUCAAGCAAUGGUUGCAGCUGAAGCCAUUCCUAUCCUACAAACGCUCAUGAAAACUUGCCCACCAAGUUUCCAUGAGAGAGCAGACCUUUUGUUGCACUGCUUACCAGGGUGCUUAACUGUUACCAUUAAGCGUGGGAACAACCUUAAACAAACAAUGGGAAACACAAAUGCCUUCUGUAGAUUGACCAUAGGCAAUGGUCCUCCUCGGCAAACCAAGGUUGUGAGCCACAGUAUCUCUCCAGAAUGGAAAGAAGGAUUCACAUGGGCAUUCGAUGUGCCACCUAAGGGACAGAAGCUCCACAUAAUAUGCAAAAGUAAAAAUACUUUUGGCAAGUCAACUUUGGGUAGAGUGACCAUCCAAAUUGAUAAGGUCGUGACGGAAGGAGUAUACAGUGGACUAUUCAGCCUCAAUCAUGAUAAUAACAAAGAUGGCUCCUCCAGAACCCUUGAAAUUGAGAUUAUAUGGACUAACAGACAGCCGAAUGAUAGCCUGCAAAGUGGUAAUAGGGUAUUUGCACAUGAAACUGUAGGGAAAUCAGGUAAAGCAGCCAACUCAAAUGAAGGAGUGUCAUUUCAUAUUCAUCCCAUUCAAUGCGAUGAGAUGCAUGAAGCUGUCUUGCUUUAUGAAUUUACAUGUUUAGAAGAUCCAGUUUUGUAGAAACAAAACUCUUGCUCCCUGACAUGUAAAGUUUGGAACGUUCAUUAAUUUACAGAGGCAAAAUAGUCGAGGGUCAUUCCUACGGCAUAGGAAAAAGUGAAAAUUGUUUAGCAGAUCGUUGUACAGGUCAGUUUGUAGAAAUUUGCAAUUUAAAGAAUAUUAUAGAGAAAUAACGUUGAGAAAAGUAUUAAAUCAA